AUGUAUUCGGCUACACUCAUCAUUUUCAGCGUAGCUACUGCUCACGCCGGUGUCGUGUAUCCGGUUUUGAUUGAAAGCAGAAGCGGCAACUCAAGAGGCGCUGUUCAACUUUCUAAAGACUACGUCAUAGACUUGGAAGAAUCCAGUGUUUUAGGGGACAGUCUGUAUUUUUCCGAUGCUAAGUAUGGAGAGGUGAAUCACGAACUGAUGGAUACUACAGACAUACGUAAUAGUGUUUAUGAAAAUUCGGAACACAAGGCGUCCUUUACAAUUACUGAAACAGACGUGGGAAUUGAAAUGGAAGGAUACCUAAACUUUACACAUGGAAUUGAGCCUUUGCGAAUACAUAACGAAUCCGGCCGUGUCCCUCACAGAAUAUUUCCGCUGCCGACGUUUGAGGAGGCGAUCCACUUGGAAAUUCCCGUUGAAGAACGUUCUGAUGAAAGACUACCGCCAAAAAAUGACGCUGCAGAGCCACCCACCGUGUGGCGACCUGAAAUGUACGUCAUGUUUGACAGUGUAAUACACAAGUCCCUCAACGAAAGCAAAUAUAUACAGGCUCAAUACAUCAUAAGGCUUAUGAACAUCGUGAAUGCAAUCUUCAAGACGGUUCGCAAGCCCCGAAUAAACCUCCAGCUUGUUGGAAUACACAGGUUUCAGACGAAAGAAGAUGAAUAUUUCGUUGUGGCGGAAGAUAAUGUAGUCUCAGGGCCUGAGUCGCUAAAAGCAUUUGGACAAUUCACCAAAAAGACCACGUUCGCAAGGCCUGCCGAUUUCUACCUGAUGCUCUUUGGGCGCCGCUUAGGGACACGUAACACGGAGACUAAAAAAUUAUCUCCUAAUCAUGAAGGACGUGCCUAUUCCGGAAUGGUCUGCGUGAAAGGCGCUAAUGUGGGAAUUUCCGAGGCAGUACCUCCUCUGUACAGUAGAUUCACCACAAUAGCCCACGAAAUUGGGCAUUUGCUCGGGAGCGCGCACGAUGGAAGUGGUCCCUUGAGAAAUGUCAAGAAUCAUCCUGGUGCUGUUGACUGCAAGUCCAAAGUCAAAUACAUUAUGGACUCUGGAGGGCCUCUUGGACCGCCUUUCGCGUUUUCGCAUUGUAGUGAGGAGGGCAUGCAAUUUGUUAUGCAGCUACGUGGAGAGCAAUGCUGGAAAACACAAUCCGACUAUGACUUUUUUAACGUCACCAAGCAGGUUGCGGACCGCUUUCUCACACCGGAGAGGUUUUGUCAAACCAUUCAACCGGAGGGAUACUAUUCGGCCGUGAGCAUCACUCCCCUUCCCUUUUGUAUACCUACCCUCUCCCUGAAAUCCGCUCCCCUACCUCUUGGCAAUGCGCGCAGCAUGCUGAAGAGUAUGGAGGACUGCGUGAUAAGGUGCCGUAAUUGGGAAUCCUAUUGGUACGUAAAGACGCACAUAUACUUCGCUCCAUUUGGCAUCCCUUGCGGGGAUAAUGGAGAGCGGUGCUGGUUCGGAAACUGCACGAAUAUUGACCACGAGGUCUCUUAAACAGUUACAAGGUGGAAAUUUCCGGUCUAAA
This is a messenger RNA of Ixodes scapularis (black-legged tick), 1540 nucleotides long. RefSeq names its product venom metalloproteinase antarease-like TtrivMP_A. Gene Ontology annotation, molecular function: metalloendopeptidase activity. Lineage: Eukaryota; Metazoa; Arthropoda; Arachnida; Ixodida; Ixodidae. The record is from RefSeq and is a predicted model, not a curated record. The transcript is spliced from 14 exons. The coding region runs from base 1 to 1509 and encodes 502 amino acids. Gene Ontology annotation, biological process: membrane protein ectodomain proteolysis.